GUUUAUGACGGCGUGUGGCUCGGCCUGGCCGUGAUAUUGCAACUCGACUGCCCGUACGACGACAAACUCUUCCUCAACGCCCAUCUACACCUAUUGUUACACGAACUUCACGCCCAUAGGUCUCGUUACACGUGAAGCGGAACAGCGAGCUUGACCACCCGUACCCGUACUUUGUUUCCAGACAACUUCAGUUGAAGACGUGACGUCACAAUGAGUUCGCGAGCUCGCAGCAAGCCCUUGGCUAUUGCGGUCGUCGUCGGCUCAGUCGCGACACUAGGCUACAUGUACGUCGCGGGCACGCAGAUGAAGAGGGAGGAAGGACAGUCGUCCAUCUACAAGGAGAGCAAGGGGGCUAGCAGUCUUGGCAGCAGCGACUCGAACGACUCGCGGCUCGGCUCUGCGGGUGUUCGCGCGGCCGUGCAAGGGGACAGGAAGUCGUGACCCCCUUCAAUGCGACCAAACACAACUCGAGGCACAUGCAAGCUCAAGGGCGUGCAUAUGGGCACUCUGUACUACUAGCACGAACAUACCGACCCCACCGGCUCGGUAUUUUCUGACGAACGCAAUGUCAUUCGUCCCCAUGUCGUCCCCCUUGCGCUCCUGCUCAAUCCCCGGUCCUCGCAGCGGUUUGGGCCCUCGAAUUGGCUUAGCACAGCUGAUAGGUCUCAGAAUGACUACGAGGCUGGUCAGCGACUCGGCCC
Fomitopsis serialis is the source of this 701-nucleotide messenger RNA. RefSeq lists its product as uncharacterized. Lineage: Eukaryota; Fungi; Basidiomycota; Agaricomycetes; Polyporales; Fomitopsidaceae. The record is from RefSeq and is a predicted model, not a curated record. The transcript has 3 exons. Bases 211 to 441 code for a protein of 76 amino acids.